This is a messenger RNA of Pecten maximus, 872 nucleotides long. RefSeq names its product formin-2-like. Bases 30 to 845 code for a protein of 271 amino acids. The record is from RefSeq and is a predicted model, not a curated record. The transcript has 2 exons. Lineage: Eukaryota; Metazoa; Mollusca; Bivalvia; Pectinida; Pectinidae.
ACCUCCUACUUACCUAAGGCCCACGACUGAUGGGGAUAGUACCACCUACAUACCCAGGUCUGAUGGGGAUAGUACCACCUACAUACCAAGGUCUGAUGGUGAUAGUACCACCUACAUACCCAGGUCUGAUGGGGAUAGUACCACCUACAUACCCAGGUCUGAUGGGGAUAGUACCACCUACAUACCCAGGUCUGAUGGGGAUAGUACCACCUACAUACCCAGGUCUGAUGGGGAUAGUACCACCUACAUACCCAGGUCUGAUGGUGAUAGUACCACCUACAUACCCAGGUCUGAUGGGGAUAGUACCACCUACAUACCCAGGUCUGAUGGGGAUAGUACCACCUACAUACCCAGGUCUGAUGGGGAUAGUACCACCUACAUACUCAGGUCUGAUUGGGGUAGUACCACCUACAUACCCAGGUCUGAUGGUGAUAUUACCACCUACAUACCCAGGUCUGAUGGGGAUAGUACCACCUACAUACCCACGACUGAUGGUGAUAGUACCACCUACAUACCCACGACUGAUGGUGAUAGUACCACCUACAUACCCAGGUCUGAUGGGGAUAGUACCACCUACAUACCAAGGUCUGAUGGGGAUAGUACCACCUACAUACCCAGGUCUGAUGGGGAUAGUACCACCUACAUACCCACGACUGAUGGUGAUAGUACCACCUACAUACCCACGACUGAUGGUGAUAGUACCACCUACAUACCCAGGUCUGAUGGGGAUAGUACCACCUACAUACCCAGGUCUGAUGGGGACAGAUGUAUCUAUGGUACCACCUACAUACACAAGGCCCAGGUCUGAUAGGGAAGGGCAAAUCAGUUUUGGCUUAAAUUUUUGAUAUUUUUGUUAAUAUAUUUGAAUUUAA